Messenger RNA from Thermothelomyces thermophilus ATCC 42464, 1223 nucleotides. RefSeq lists its product as uncharacterized. The record is from RefSeq and is a predicted model, not a curated record. The transcript has a single exon. NCBI's taxonomy places the organism in Eukaryota, Fungi, Ascomycota, Sordariomycetes, Sordariales, Chaetomiaceae. The coding region runs from base 331 to 1116 and encodes 261 amino acids.
AAAACAAGAGGCGCCGGUCAGGCCACCGUACAAGAUGACCUCGAGGGCUUUGCAACGCGGUUGAUCCGUUCGCAGCUCGAGGCUGUCGUUGAGGAAGUUUCCUUCGUUCGUUCCACCCGCCGUCCCGCUCAAACCCCCUUCCCCUCCUUUCCACGGGUUGUUUGCGUGCUGCGUGUGAGCAGUGUUGCGUUGGAAGAGCGCUGGCGCCUUCCCGUUCCCACCUGCUCACCUCAUCAUUUCAUCAUCGACCAGUACCCAAAAAUCACUUGAACCCUUGAGACGCCCGAGUCCGCUUCUUCACCGGGAUUGACUCGGAAACUCGGUUGGACAAUGCCUUCUUUUACAAGCAGACACUACACGCCUGAGCGCUUCCGCUCCAUCUCCAAGCCCGAAGACGACAUCAUGGAGGACAUCACCCAAACCACGACCGGCAUGAAGCUCUCGCCGACCUCGCCCGGCGCCGUCGCCAUGGUUCCCUCAGACGGCUCCCUGCUCGACUACUUUGACCUGCCCUCGCCGCCCAGCACGCCCCACCGGCCGACAGACACCCUGGCCUACUCCUCCCUCAACAGCUUCUCAAGCUCCCCGGCCAGCCGCAGCCCCGGGCAGAUGGCCCGGCGCCACUCGUCCAGCGGCGCGCCCGACUCCAGCCGGCCCAAGUCCUCUCUCCCACGCUGGCCAACCGCCUCUCAGCGAAUCAACCGUCUUCCCAUCCGGUCCCGAUCACGGAGCACCUCGUCAUCCCCCCUUUCCUCCUCUCCCCUGUCAGACCCCUUCUCCUCCCCCUCCUCCGCGUCUUCUUCCUCCUCCUCCUCCCCCUCCUCUCCUCCAACGAGGCCGUCCACAUCCCAACUGCCAGAGGACGUCGAGAUGUCCGGGAUGAACCCGAUGGGGCUGGGCGGGCCUUUCGCGCCGCCGCCGCAGCCGCCGCCCAUCAUCCGCCCGGCCCGGCGGACGCCCUACUACCCGCCCAACUCGUCGCGCAACGUGGACCGCACGCGCGUCUACAUGAAUCGCGGGCCCCAUUUCGUGCCCAACUGGACCCCCAUCUCCAGCCUGCCGCGCCACGUGCAGCUCCAGAUCGAGGAACGCAUGACGAGGUUUACGGCCAUCUGAGGACCGGGGGAAGGAAGGGAGGCGGAUUUCUCGUCGGGUUGGGCAUCAUUCCCCGGGGGGUUUCGCGGCCUUUCUCGGGUUGGUUAUUGAGGGAUCGGUUCAAUUUG